Rhinolophus ferrumequinum (greater horseshoe bat) is the source of this 1829-nucleotide messenger RNA. It is a transcript of the gene OTOL1, whose product is annotated as otolin 1. Lineage: Eukaryota; Metazoa; Chordata; Mammalia; Chiroptera; Rhinolophidae. The transcript has 5 exons. The record is from RefSeq and is a predicted model, not a curated record. Bases 142 to 1566 code for a protein of 474 amino acids. Gene Ontology annotation, molecular function: protein binding.
UCGUCAUAGGGCACUCACCUCUCAUUGGGUAGGGGCAAAUCUUGAAAGAAAUAAAACAGACCCCUGUCUAAUGGUAAAUGAAUUUUCCAAUGUGCCAUCCAGGAGGAAUUGCUGAUAAGGAAACAUCCAUAAGCCUCAAUUAUGUGGAUGUUUUCUUGGCUUUGUGCCAUUUUAAUUAUUUUGGCUAUUGCUGACAUGGAUACAAUGGCAAAGACCACACCAUAUACCAAAUUUACAAAGAAAUCUGAGGGAAAAGAGAUGCUGAAGGGUCUAAAGCCAGCCAGUGACCUACCUCUGGGAGAAGAAGAAACCCUCUUCACAGAAGAGACUGAAAUGGCAGAACCAACUCCUGACCCCUCCGUCCUAGAUUCUGCCUUUGGAACUGCUACUCUCUUCCCCUUUGAAAACUUCACUCUUGACACGGCUGAUUUCUUUUUGAAUUGCUGUGAUUGUUGUUCAUCCAUACCAGGGCAAAAAGGAGAACCCGGAAAGACUGGAAAGCCAGGUCUUAAGGGAAAGGCUGGUGAUAUGGGGAUCCCAGGGCCACCAGGAGUUGCUGGACCCCAAGGUCCCAAAGGCCAGAAAGGAGAGAAGGGACUAAAGGGAGAACGUGGGGACCAAGGAACAAGUGGAGUUCCAGGAUACCCAGGAAAACCUGGAGAACCAGGUGGACGUGGUCCUAAGGGGGAUAAAGGAGACAUUGGACUGGAGGGAGUGAAAGGACAAAAAGGCUCAAAGGGGGACACGUUUGUCAAUGGUACCAAAGGAGAUAAAGGAGACCGAGGGGCUUUGGGCUCACCAGGCUUGCAUGGAGAACCUGGGGUUAAAGGGGAGAAAGGGGAGCGGGGGGAUAAGGGCUACUGCAGAGAUUCCGGGGAGAGGGGGGAAAAAGGGGAAAAAGGUGAGGUGGGAAUGAAAGGAGAGAAAGGUAACAAAGGAGAUACUGGAACAGAAGGCAAAAGUGGCCCAGAUGGCCUGCCUGGGGCCCAAGGUGAUCCAGGAGCUAAAGGAGAAAAGGGAGACUUAGGUCCUCCUGGUCUGGUGGGACCUGUGGGGCCAAAGGGUGAGCUUGGGAGCAAAGGGGUCCGAGGAUCUAUUGGGAAGAAGGGCUCUCGGGGACUCAAAGGCUCCAAGGGGGAGGUGGCCAGAGUCCCACAGUCGGGUUUCAGCGCUGCUUUAUCGAAGCCUUUCCCUCCUCCCAAUGCCCCUAUCAAAUUUGACAAGGUUUUCUAUAAUGACCAAGGGAAUUACAGCCCCGUCACGGGGAAGUUUAACUGUAGUAUUCCUGGGGCAUAUGUUUUUUCCUACCACGUCACGGUGAGGGCCCGACCUGUUCAGAUCAGCCUGGUAGCCUGGAAUAAAAAGCAGUUCAAGUCCAGAGAAACGCUCUAUGGUCAUGAAAUAGACCAGGCCUCUCUCCUCAUCAUCCUGAAAUUAAAUGUAGGGGACCAAGUCUGGCUAGAAGUUUCAAAAGAUUGGAAUGGGGUGUAUGUCAGUGCAGAGGAUGACAGCAUUUUUACUGGCUUCCUUUUGUACCCAGAAGAAACUCCUGGAAUUUCGCCGUAAACUUGAACACUGUAGUUUAGUCGGUGGAAUAAGUCAGGUACCAUCAUAGCACAGUACUAAUGAAAACAAUAGCUUUCAUUAUUUUUUCCAUUAUUAUAAAAAUAAUACAGAAAAACCUAAGAAAAAAUUCUAUCACCUCGUCAAUUACUAUUUCUAUUUUAAGAUACCACCUUUUUAAGAAAUAAUUAUCUAUGUACUUGAGAGCAUAUGUCUAUUAAUUUAGCAGAUAGCCUUUUUCAUUUAGCAUUGCAAUAGCAUUUCUC